This is a messenger RNA of Manduca sexta (tobacco hornworm), 458 nucleotides long. RefSeq names its product short/branched chain specific acyl-CoA dehydrogenase, mitochondrial-like. The transcript is spliced from 3 exons. The record is from RefSeq and is a predicted model, not a curated record. Bases 140 to 430 code for a protein of 96 amino acids. Gene Ontology annotation, molecular function: flavin adenine dinucleotide binding; oxidoreductase activity, acting on the CH-CH group of donors. Lineage: Eukaryota; Metazoa; Arthropoda; Insecta; Lepidoptera; Sphingidae.
UGGUCACUUGUUAUCUUAGCGCGAGUGAGAUAACAAACCGGCCUUUUGAGAACCAGUAGGUAACCAGUCUUUAUUCGAGCCAGCGCAGGCGCGGCACGCUUCCAUCGCGCGGUAUUGCAAAAUAAAUAAAAAAAUAAUAAUGUUCCCAUUACGCCGUGUUGUUGGCAACAAGAUCUUGGAGCAAUGGCGGGCCCCAAUUACUGCUGGAGCGAAGGCUCAAGUGAAGACUUACAGCUCGGAAGCAGCCACGCCGCGACCUUUGACCAUGCUGACAGAAGAUGAGCUAGCUAUGAAAGAAACAAUCAGGAAGCUGGCGACUGAACAGAUAGCUCCUCUAGUCAAGAAGAUGGAAGACGAACACAAAAUCGAUGACGGAAUCAGACAAUUGCUCUUCGACAAUGGUGUAAGUGAUCAGUUAAAUACAUAUUAACGAUAUAAGCACAAUUUAUGACUACUUU